AUGGACAAGUCUUGGAUUUCAAAAGAUAGGGAUUCUUUAGAAUAUGAAGUGGGGGUUGAAUCUUUCUUGAUAUUUGCUGAAGAAAAUGCUAAGAAUCGUAAUAAAAUCCCUUGCCCCUGUGCACGUUGUGGGAAUUUUAAGAAGCAUUCUGUUAAAAUAAUUAGAGGUCAUUUAUAUGAAAAAGGAUUUAGUUUGGGGUAUGUUGAUUGGAUAUGGCACGGAGAAAAGUGUCCAACUAGCGAGUCAGCACCAAAGUCUUCUUUUGGUAGUAAUUCAGUCGAAAUUCCUACAUCCGAAAAUGUUGACAUAUGUGAAGCAGCGUAUGAGAGGAGUGAAUAUAUUGAUGAUUCGGGUGAGUUUAGUAGGUUUGUCGCUGAUGCAGAACAACCGUUAUACGAGGGUAGCGACAACAGCAAAUUAGAGUCGAUGUUGAAAUUACAUAAUUGGAAAUCUAGGUUUGGCAUAAGCGAUAGUGCCUUCACCGAUCUUCUUUCUUCUGUAGGGUCUUUACUGCCUAAAGACCAUGUGUUACCCGAGAAUGCGUAUGAAGCAAAAAAAACCCUAACUGAUUUAGGACUUGAGUAUAUUAAGUUUCACGCGUGUCCAAAUGAUUGUAUACUGUACAGGGGUUUAAAUAUUGAUGCGUCAGAGUGCCCCAAGUGCCAUCUGUCUCGUUGGAAGGUUGGAAAGGACGGUAAACCUAGGAUUAAUGUUCCAGCCAAUGUAAUGUGGUAUUUUCCGAUAAUUCCUCGAUUUAAACGGAUGUUUAAAUCUCCUGCCACAGCUGAACUUAUGAGUUGGCAUUCGAACAAGCGAAUUCAAGAUGGCCAAAUGCGUCAUCCAGCCGACUCUCCUUCUUGGAGGAAUAUUGACUAUAGGUGGCCUGAAUUUGGUAGUGAGUCGAGAAACAUUCGCUUAGCAUUAGCUGCUGAUGGAAUAAACCCGCACAACAAUGGCCUUACCAAUAGGUACACUUGCUGGCCAGUAGUUUUGGUAACUUAUAACCUUCCUCCAUGGUUAUGCAUGAAGAGGAAGUUUAUGAUGCUAACUAUACUAGUUUCAGGUCCACAUGAACCGGGUAAUAACAUUGACGUGUAUUUGCAAUUAAUGAUUGACGAUCUGAAAAAGCUUUGGGAAGAAGGUGAACGGAAUGUAUACGAUGCGUAUACAAAGUCUUAUUUCACAUUAAGAGCUGUUUUAAUGUGGACCAUAAACGACUUUCCAGCGUAUGGGAAUUUAUCGGGCUGUGUGAAUAAAGGUUAUAUGGCGUGUCCAAUUUGUGGAGAUGACACAGUAGCUAAACAUUUAAAAUAUAGCAGAAAACUGUGUUACCAAGGACAUCGAAGAUAUUUGGCACCGCAUCAUCCCUAUAGGAGGAGUAAGGCAGCUUUUAAUGGAGAACAAGACUUUGGAUGCGCACGUCAACCCCAAUCUGGUGAAGAAGUGCUAAGGCUGCAGGAGCAGAUUGAAUUUACAUUUGGGAAGGAGGUGAAAAAAGCAAAAAAAGUGGAUUGUCCAUGGAAGAAGAAGUCAAUUUUCUUCGAGUUGGAGUAUUGGAAAUUUCAUCACGUACGUCAUUGUCUCGAUGUUAUGCACAUUGAAAAAAAUGUGUGUGAUAAUUUAAUCGGGACAUUGUUGAAUCUUCCAUUCAAGAGUAAAGAUAGCGUGGACUCUCGUCGUGAUAUGAUUGAAAUGGGUGUGAGGCCUGACCUGGCUCCAGAAGUAGGAGAAAAGCGAACCUACCUCCCCCCUGCCCCUUAUACUUUGUCAAGAGCAGAAAAAAGAACGAUGUUAGGGUCAUUAUCGCAUAUGAAACUUCCUUAUGGCCAUUCAUCGAACAUAAAAAAUUGUGUUGCCAUGUCUGAUUUAAAGAUUUAUGGGUUGAAAUCCCAUGAUUGUCACACCCUUCUCCAGCAGCUUCUCCCGAUUUCAAUUCGUUCGAUUCUUCCAAAAAAUGUUCGGGUCAGCAUAAUCAGACUUUGUUUCUUCUUCAACAGUUUAUGUAAUAAAGUUGUUGAUAUAUCCAAACUCGAUAAGCUACAGUCAGAUUUGGUGUUGACUUUGUGUGAGUUAGAAAAAAUCUUCCCGCCUUCGUUUUUUGAUGUAAUGAUACACUUAACGGUCCACUUGGUUAGAGAAUUACGCUUAUGUGGACCUGUAUUCUAUAGAUGGAUGUUCCCGUUUGAAAGGUUCAACAAAGUGUUAAAGAGUUAUGUUCGGAACCGUUACUAUCCAGAGGGGUGUAUAGCAGAAAGCUACCUAGGAGAAGAGUCGGUUGAGUUUUGCUCAGAAUUUGUUAGGCAAAGCUUCAUGACUGCUGGUCUUCCAAAGGAUAAGGGCAAACUUUCUGGGCCAUUAUCGGGUGUAAUGGUAAAGUCUGUGGAUGAGAAAGAAAGAGACGAGGCACAUUUACAUGUCCUGCAGAACAACUCUGAAGUGUAUCCUUAUAUCAUGUACUUGCAUACUCUGAUUCAGGAGAGAAAUUUGGGGGAUUCCUUUAGUUUUAUUGACCCGUCGGCCUCGUUUAAUUUGAAUCAGGAUUUUGAAGGCUUAAUUGUUGGCAGGCUGAAAGAGAGCCCGGGUCGCAUUUUCUUCAUGCCACAUAAUCAAAAUGUUCAUUGGAUUUUGGUUGCAAUCUGGGAAAGUGACAUAUACCUUCUUAAUCCACUGCCGCAACGGCCACAUUAUCCAGCAUUGGAAAAAGCUUUACUAAGCGCUGUUAAAUCAUUCAAUGCUCAAACAGGAAGGGGAAAUCUUAUUCCCAAAAUACAUAAUCUUGCUGGAUCACCUAAACAACCGGGUUCUACGGAAUGUGGUUACGUUGUGAUGCGUUAUAUGCGAGAUAUAAUUCAUGAUGAGGACAUGUACUCUUUUACUACCAAGUGGUCAUCGAAGAAUCGGACAAGUUACAUGAUGGACGUACUUGAUGAGGUGCGUCUGGAGACUCUCACCCACAUUGAAAGUUUCAUGUGA
Messenger RNA from Daucus carota subsp. sativus, 2973 nucleotides. RefSeq lists its product as uncharacterized. The coding region runs from base 1 to 2973 and encodes 990 amino acids. The transcript has 6 exons. NCBI's taxonomy places the organism in Eukaryota, Viridiplantae, Streptophyta, Magnoliopsida, Apiales, Apiaceae. The record is from RefSeq and is a predicted model, not a curated record.